Molecule: messenger RNA, 1953 nt
Organism: Drepanopeziza brunnea f. sp. 'multigermtubi' MB_m1
Lineage: Eukaryota; Fungi; Ascomycota; Leotiomycetes; Helotiales; Drepanopezizaceae
Source: RefSeq, a predicted model, not a curated record
AUGGCGCGUUAUGCUCUGAGCCCGAAUGCUAUAUUGCCUGAGAUUAUCCCCAAGGUUUGCUUGUCCCAAGUUCCAAGGCCACUAUUGAGCUUGAUUCAACCAUCAUGGGUACCUCAACCAAUAACGGCUGAUGCCCAAUUCAAAAUUGGAGCAGGCAACACGAUUGCUAUCGAUCAGCCAGGUGCGGUCGUGUACGACGAUAUCAAACGCUUGUCCGUGGUGGAAGCUCUCCACCAUGACGAGUAUGAGGGCAAGCCGACAGACGAAGAGCUGAGCAGCCUUCGUCGAGUGGCUGGAAAGAUACCAUUCUCAACAUACUUUCUCUGCUUUGCCGAGUUCUGCGAGCGAGGCUCCUACUACUCCUCAAUCGGAGUUAUCAGUAACUUCGUGAAUCGGAAGCUACCGGCGGGAGGAAAUGGCUACGGCGCUCCUCCAAAGGGAUCGCAGUCGACUGCGGGAGCGCUCGGGCUCGGGACGGUCAAGGCCACUGCUAUUAACCAGUCUUUCAAGAUGCUGGUGUACUGUCUUCCUGUUAUUUUUGGCUACGUGGCAGAUGUCUACACUGGCCGCUUCAGACUCAUCUGCUACGGUGUCAUUGUAUUUGGAGUUGCUCAUGCGCUGAUGAUUGCAUCCGGUGCUCCGUCUUUGCUGAGAGACGGUAGCGCUGUGGCACCUUAUCUGAUUUCCCUCUACCUUCUAUCAAUUGGUGCCGCUAUGUUUAAACCUUGUAUCGCCCCUGUACUUCUCGACCAGAUCCCAGACACAAAGCCUGUUAUCGAAGUCCUGAACGACGGCGAAAGAGUCAUCGUCGACCCCGAAUCGACCACCGAGCGCGUCGUAUUAUGGUUCUACCUGUUAAUCAACGUUGGCGGGUUUUUAGGCGUACCCAGCAGCUACCUCGCAAAAAGGGUCGGGUGGAUGGCCACCUUCGCUCUGCCUAUGGGAAUCUACCUCCCUCUGCCCUUCGUCCUCUGGUUCAUGCACAAGAGGCUGAUCCUCUAUCCCCCAGGGGGCAGUGAUCUGCUCAAUUGUUUCAAGGUCCUCGGAAUCUGCUUCAAGAAGAACAUGAAGAAAUUCGGUCGGAAGGGGUUUUGGGAGGCUGCUAAGCCUUCUGUGAUGGCUGCACAUGGUGGCCCAACAACUGUUCCAUGGAAUGACCAGUUCGUCGACGAUGUCCGAAGGAGUUUCCAAGCUACCGGCAUGUUCUGCUUCCUUCCGAUCCAGUUCAUCAACGAUAACGGUCUCGGCAUAUCGGCUGACGCAACGUCAACAAUGCUGACUACCAAUGGCGUACCGAACGACUUGCUCGGCAACUUCAACUCCUUGUCUAUCAUCAUAUUCAUCCCGAUUCUGAACUAUGGCAUCUACCCCUUGCUACGCAGGAGCCACAUCCACUUCGGACCAGUCGCUCGCAUUACUCUAGGUCUAUUCUUGAGCUCCGUCGGUGGCGUCGGAUACACCGUCCUGAACCACUACGCCUACAAGCUCGGCCCAUGCGGCAACCGCGGAAGCAGCAGCACCUGCGUCGACGCCGACGGCAACUCCCUCGUGGCGCCCAUCACCAUCUGGUGGAUGGCCAUCCCCUACGCCCUGGGCGGCAUCUCGGAGCUCUUCGCCAACGUCCCGGCCUACGGCAUCGCGUACUCGCACGCCCCCAAGAACAUGCGCAGUCUCGUCAUGGCCCUCAACCUCUUCUCCACCGGCAUCGCGUACGCCCUCGGCCUGGCCUUCUCGGGCCUCAUCAGGGACCCGUACCUGACGUGGGAUCUGGGCGGGCCGGCCAUUGUCGGCUUUGUGGCGACGGCGCUGUUCUGGUUCUUGUUCAAGGAUGUGGAUAAGGAGGAGUAUACUGUUAGUAUUAAUGAUGAUUAUCAUCUUGAGCAGAGGAGCGAGGGGAGCUCGGUAGGGGAGCAUAAUGAAAAGAAUGCUGUUGGGCCGAAGACGAAGGUCUAG